GUUAGCAGGGGAAUUCUUCCGUCCCCCGGGUAAACUCCCGGGCUGAAAAAUUGGUUCCGAAUCCAACGGAACCCAGAGCUGGGCGACGGCAGGUCACGUGGCUGGCGGCCUCAUGACGUGCGGAUUGCGAGGCGUCACCGUGACGUUCGGGCGACCUGCCGAGUGGCCCCGCUACCUCCACCACCUGUACGGUGGCGGUGUCAGCAUGGACCUGGGCCCGAUGCGCAAGAGUUACCGCGGGGACCGAGAGGCAUUUGAGGAAACUCAGCUGACUUCCCUGGACCCCAUGAAGCAGUUUGCUGCCUGGUUUGAGGAGGCCGUUCAGUGUCCUGACAUAGGGGAAGCCAAUGCCAUGUGUCUGGCUACCUGCACCAGAGACGGAAAACCCUCUGCCCGCAUGGUGCUGCUGAAGGGCUUUGGCAAGGAUGGCUUCCGCUUCUUCACUAACUUCGAGAGUCGGAAGGGAAAAGAGCUGGACUCCAAUCCCUUUGCUUCCCUUGUCUUCUACUGGGAGCCCCUCAACCGUCAGGUGCGUGUGGAGGGCUCUGUGAAGAAGCUGCCCGAAGAGGAGGCUGAGUGCUACUUCCACUCCCGCCCUAAGAGCAGCCAAAUCGGGGCUGUGGUCAGUAACCAGAGUUCUGUGAUCCCCGAUCGGGAGUAUCUGAGAAAGAAGAAUGAGGAACUGGAGCAGCUCUACCAAGAGCAAGAGGUGCCAAAGCCGAAGUACUGGGGUGGCUACAUCCUAUACCCGCGAGUGAUGGAGUUCUGGCAGGGCCAAACCAACCGUCUGCAUGACCGGAUCCUCUUCCGGCGGGGCCUGCCGACAGGAGACUCCCCUUUGGGGCCCAUGACCCACCGUGGGGAGGAAGACUGGCUGUACGAGAGGCUCGCACCCUGACUCGAAGUCUGCUGGCGCCUGCUGGAGCUGGCGCCAGAUGUCUGUUUCAUUUUCCAGGUAUAGAAUUGUUACAGAGAUACGUUUCAGUACUCAUGGAUCCCCUUCAGCUGCUCCCCUCCUCUGUGGGGGAUGACUCCUAGACGCGGGUUUCCAUCCCUGCUGGAAUUACCCAGGAAGCGUUUGUCACACAUGGUUUCACUGGUCUGAGUGAGGUCUGAACUUUGGGGAACGUAAAAGCUCCCCAGGGACUUCUGUGCAGCCAAAAGUUGAGACCCCCGAUUUUAGAUCCUCACUACUCUGUGUGGUCCACAGACCAGCAGCCCCACCACUUAGGAGCCCACCCUCAGCCCACCCAUGAAUCCCGUCCUGCAUUUAAUAAGCCCCCACCCCAGGUGACCGGUUUCAGUGUCCCCCACCUCCACAAAGCAAUGACUUCCCACCCUUACCAUGGGAUUCCUCAUCAGGCCUGGACUGAGGCCCGCGCUGAACUGUGUUUGCACACUUCUUGAGCACAAGUCUGGUGACCAAGGACAGCUUGAACGAAUGGCCUCCAGGCUGUGGAGGGGAGCCAGGCUGGGUAAAUGUUUGCUGUGACUAAGCCAGAAUCUGAGAACUGUUAUUUUGCGCGUUGGCAUGGAACUCGCCAGCUCUGUAAACUGUUUCAUUCCUCUGUGUGAGCGUGUGCGCUGCUUACGUGCUGCCAUUCAUGGGCUCCACCCAGGAGGCCCCUGUGGGGGGUUGAUCCCCCUCUUAAGCCUGAGUGUGGGAAGGCACGAUGCUAAUCCUAUGGCCACCAAAGGAGAUGGUGCUGGGGUGCCCUUCUCUGCCUUGUCCCAUUACUAGGAGCUCUGUAUUCCCCACCCCCUAUCUGAGCCUGGGUUCAGCUGUUCCUCUCCUGUUCUUUGACAAUCACUGUGCCAAGUCUGUAAUAAAACUUGUUCAGCCGUG
This is a messenger RNA of Lontra canadensis (Northern American river otter), 1846 nucleotides long. It is a transcript of the gene PNPO, whose product is annotated as pyridoxamine 5'-phosphate oxidase. The record is from RefSeq and is a predicted model, not a curated record. NCBI's taxonomy places the organism in Eukaryota, Metazoa, Chordata, Mammalia, Carnivora, Mustelidae. Gene Ontology annotation, molecular function: pyridoxamine phosphate oxidase activity; FMN binding. The transcript is spliced from 8 exons. Gene Ontology annotation, biological process: pyridoxal 5'-phosphate biosynthetic process; pyridoxine biosynthetic process. The coding region runs from base 113 to 898 and encodes 261 amino acids.